AUUGUUAAAGAGUAUCCCAGUACGACUCUUUGCAAGUUUUCUGGCUUUCAAUGGUAUGCCAGUAUCUACAAUCAUAGACUGGACUAAUAUUGGCCGCUUACACUGUCUACUGCCUCGAUGGAAUGAUGCAAUGGUUAAUUUUAUGUUCAGUGGGGGCUACAAUGUUGCUGCUCAAAUAAAACAGGUAAAACAGAGAACUCUUGUCAUCUCAAGCGAGCAUGACCAAAUCGUCAGCCAUAAACUGGCUGUGAGAUUAUAUUCAGAACUGCCAAAUGCCAUUACGCGUCGCGUGCCAGAUUGUGGUCAUCUUCCACAUGUCGAGAAGCCCCGGAUUAUUGCAAAGUUAAUCUCAGAUUUUGCUCGAAGUGAUCACUGCUAGGUGCAAAGGUUGUCCAUUUGCUUCACCUAUACCGAUGGGUUUUAUUUUGGAGUUGGACAAUGAGAGUUUUAAUUUACCAUUUGUCAAAUUAUCUAGCUAAGAAUUCUGGUGUGACAUAGCUUUUUAUACGAAAAGAC
Molecule: messenger RNA, 516 nt
Organism: Malania oleifera
Lineage: Eukaryota; Viridiplantae; Streptophyta; Magnoliopsida; Santalales; Ximeniaceae
Product: alpha/beta hydrolase domain-containing protein VTE7-like
Exons: 4
Coding region: 56-379 (107 amino acids)
Source: RefSeq, a predicted model, not a curated record